This is a messenger RNA of Baudoinia panamericana UAMH 10762, 1336 nucleotides long. RefSeq lists its product as uncharacterized. The coding region runs from base 342 to 1265 and encodes 307 amino acids. The transcript is spliced from 3 exons. The record is from RefSeq and is a predicted model, not a curated record. Lineage: Eukaryota; Fungi; Ascomycota; Dothideomycetes; Mycosphaerellales; Teratosphaeriaceae.
GGCGGCAGUGUGACGAGUCAGCGAAGCAAGACGGCAUGCUUAGCGCUCACAGGAUGCAGGUGUGAUGGCUAUGUGCUGCACGAGGCGGGCCCGAAUGGGAGACCCUGCUCUUACUUCGAAGGUGCUCUCCUGUUUGUGUUUCACAGCCUUUGCGUGGGCAGCUGACACUAGAUUCUGGAGGAGGAAAACGAGAAUCGGAACUCUGAAAGGCGUCCAGAAGUAGGCCUCCACGGCGCAAAGACAAACACGAGAACUUAAUAGCAGAGUGCGCGCAUACAUGUGAGGUCGCGAAGUGGGUGCAAUAGGACCUCUCAGAUAAGAGCUGGGAACCGACGGCCGAGAUGGCGAGACUUCCGCCCAUCUUCUUCACAUACGAAUGGCGCAUACCGAAGCUCAUGGCUGCGCUGCUUAUCCUCGAGUUCCCAUUGACCGUCGCUUGUCUGGCGCUCUAUGGUAUCGCGGAUCCCAACACCUACCGCACCAAGCUGUGGCAGAAUGGCGCGGAUCAAGGCUUCAAUAGUGCACCGAGCGUGAUUCUGUACAGCUAUGCAAAUUACAAGCCGAUCGCGACGCCGAUGGUUUGGAGCUCAUAUAUGGUGCAGUUCAACAUUGCGAUCUCGGUGCUGUCGAUGUUCCUGCUGCUCAUCAAGAGCACCAUGUUCGUCUUGCACUCCUUCAUCCCGAUAUUUGGAGUACUAGUCUCAGUACUUGAGCUCGCACUGUAUGCGACGAGCAUCAAGCAUCAGUCGACACCAGACCUGAGCGAUCCGCAACAUCCGUCUCCGGGCUUACCUUGGUAUUUGAGCAAAGGCUGCAAAUAUGCGACGCCCGCAAAUUACGGCUUCUGCAUGCAAGCGCGAGCGGUGUUUGCUGUGACUUGUGUCAUGACUGCUCUCUUCGCCAUGUACCUGAUAUGGUCAAUAGUGUCAAUGUGGCCAACUCCGGCUGAGAAGGCCGAGCGGGCGACGCAGCGAGAAGCUGACAUCGAGAUGAAGAAAGUGACAGAGUACAGUCCAGACUCUGAGCUCUCACGCGAGGAGGUCUGGGAACGGAACAGGCAGAUGUUCCUCAACCUGCCCAAGACGCCAAAUACCCCAGGUUUUGGCCUCAAGAAUCCGAUGACGCCGAGGACGGUUGCUUUCACGCAAUUGACUGGCGGCGAGAAUCCGGGUGUAGGGUCAAGUAGACGGCCAGUCGGCGGUCCUUCGGGAGGGUUGAAGUUCAGGGAGCAGUAUGGCGAUGGCAGAUUGCCGGAUGCCAGAUGAAUGUCCUAAGCAUGUUUGUACAGAUAGAACAAAAUAUCACGGCUUCUGUAAUGACUCUGUUUUUGGCCCAA